AUGGGUACAGAAACUGUUACCAGCCACCACAAGGAUCUCAUCAACAAUGAAGAUGAUGAAUUAUUUUACAAUUCUAAAGGUGAUUUAGUUACUAUCGAUCAAAUUGCCACUGAAUUAGAAGAAUUAGAAGAUGAAUAUGAAGAACAAGAACAGAGAGACAAGCUGUUACAAGAUUUGGAUUCUCAUCAUGUUGAACAUGUCUCUGAACAUGCAUGUUCCUAUUGUGGAAUCGAUUCACCUACUUGCGUUGUCAAAUGUAAUAGUUGUGAUAGAUGGUUUUGUAAUUCUAAAAAUGGUACAACAAGCUCUCAUAUCGUUAAUCAUUUGGUUUUAUCUCGCCAUAAUGUCGUUUCUUUACAUCCUGAUUCAGACUUAGGUGAUACAGUUUUGGAAUGUUAUAAUUGUGGUUGUAAGAACGUAUUUCUUUUAGGGUUUGUUUCCGCUAAGAGUGAAGCUGUUGUUGUAUUAUUAUGUAGAAUUCCAUGCGCACAGACUAAGAAUGUUAAUUGGGAUACUGAUCAAUGGCAACCAUUAAUUGAAGAUAGGCAAUUUUUAUCAUGGGUGGCAGAGGAACCAAGUGAAGAAGAAAAAUUGAAAGCUAGGUUAAUUACUCCAAGUCAAAUUUCAAAAUUGGAAGCUAAAUGGAGAUCGAAUAAAGAUGCUACGAUUAAUGAUAUUGAUGCGCCAGAAGAACAAGAGGAAAUACCUCCUUUAUUAUUAAGAUACCAAGACGCAUAUGAAUAUCAAAGAUCCUACGGUCCAUUAAUCAAAUUGGAAGCUGAUUAUGAUAAACAAUUAAAGGAGUCCCAAGCGUUGGAACAUAUCUCAGUGACCUGGUCCCUUGCAUUAAAUAACAGACAUUUAGCAUCGUUUGCAUUAUCUACUUUCGAAACAAAUGAAUUAAAAGUCGCUGUGGGUGAUGAAAUGAUCUUAUGGUAUUCUGGUUUACAACAUCCUGAUUGGGAAGGUCGCGGUUAUAUUGUUCGUCUACCUAAUAGUUUCCAAGAUACUUUCACCUUAGAAUUAAAACCCAGCAAGACACCACCACCAACACACUUAACUACAGGAUUUACAGCAGAAUUCAUUUGGAAAGGUACAUCCUAUGAUAGAAUGCAAGAUUCAUUGAAGAAAUUCGCCGUAGAUAAGAAAUCCAUUUCUGGUUAUUUGUAUUAUAAAAUCUUAGGUCAUCAAGUGGUCGACAUUACAUUUGAUGUCCCUAUGCCAAAACAAUUCUCCAUCCCCCAUUUUACCCAACUGAAUGAAUCACAAUCAAAAGCUGUACAACAUGUGUUACAAAGACCCUUAUCAUUAAUUCAAGGGCCGCCAGGGACAGGGAAAACUGUCACUUCUGCUACCAUUGUGUAUCAUCUAACCAAAAUUCACAAGGAUAAAGUUUUAGUUUGUGCUCCUUCUAACGUUGCAGUAGAUCAUUUGGCCGCAAAAUUAAGAGACUUGGGAUUAAAAGUUGUCAGAUUGACAGCAAAGAGCCGAGAAGAUGUGGAGAGUUCUGUGUCAAACUUAGCAUUACAUAAUUUAGUCGCAAGAGGAUCCAAAGGUGAAUUAAGAAAAUUAUUAAGACUGAAAGAAGAAGUCGGCGAAUUAUCAGCAAGUGAUACGAAAAGAUUUGUUAAAUUAGUUAGGAAAACUGAAUCUGAGAUUUUGGCUAAAGCUGACGUCGUUUGUUGUACUUGUGUUGGGGCAGGUGACAAAAGGUUAGAUACCAAAUUUAGAACCGUUCUUAUCGAUGAAAGUACUCAGGCCACUGAACCAGAAUGUUUGAUUCCUAUUGUGAAAGGUGCAAAACAAGUUAUCUUGGUUGGUGAUCAUAAACAAUUGGGUCCUGUUAUAUUAGAAAGGAAAGCUGGUGAUGCUGGUUUGAAGCAAUCUUUGUUUGAACGAUUAAUAUCAUUAGGUCAUAUUCCCUUUAGGUUAGAAAUUCAAUAUCGUAUGAAUCCAUAUUUAAGUGAAUUCCCAAGUAACAUGUUUUAUGAAGGUUCAUUACAAAACGGUGUCACUAUUGAACAAAGAACUGUAUCGGAUAGUACAUUCCCAUGGCCUAUUCAUGGCGUUCCAAUGAUGUUUUGGGCAAAUUAUGGUAGAGAAGAACUAUCGUCCAAUGGUACUUCAUAUUUAAAUAGAAUCGAAGCAAUGAAUUGUGAACGUAUUAUAACAAAACUUUUCAAAGAUGGCGUCAAACCAGAACAAAUUGGUGUUAUUACACCAUAUGAGGGACAAAGAGCGUAUAUCUUACAAUAUAUGCAAAUGAAUGGUGCUAUGGAUAAAGAUUUAUAUGUUAAAGUUGAAGUCGCAUCAGUCGAUGCAUUCCAGGGUCGUGAAAAGGAUUAUAUUAUCUUAUCAUGUGUUCGUGCUAAUGAUCAACAAGCAAUCGGGUUUUUACGUGAUCCACGUCGUUUGAAUGUUGGUUUAACUCGUGCUAAAUAUGGGCUUGUUAUCUUAGGGAAUCCAAUGUCACUAUCGAGGAAUCUUCUAUGGAAUCAUUUAUUAAUUCAUUUUAGAGAAAAAGGUUGUCUUGUAGAAGGUACUUUAGAUAAUUUACAAUUAUGUACAGUUCAAUUAUCAAGACCGCAACCUAAGAAGCGUCAAAAUGUCGAUGCUAAUGGUUUUCAAUACAAUGUCGGUACAGAUAUGAUGGGUCUUCCAAAUGUACAAGAUUUUGAUACCCAAAGUUUGAUGUCAUUCGGCGCUGCUGGUGCCACAAAUUUCAACAAUAAUGGUGGUGAUUUCUCAAACUACUUAAAUAAUGAUUAUUGGAAUUUUGAUAACUUCAACCCAUCAGUUUAUGAAAAUGCGAAUAAUUCGGUGAAUAAAUACAAUAAUACAUCUGAAAAUAAUAUUUACAGUAAAGAUGGACAACCAUUAGAUUCUAAUUAUGCUGCCGAAUUAGAACGUAAUCAGCAAAUGAACACUAAUCAUGAUGUCACUAAGGAUUUGAACAAAAAUUUUGGCUCAUUGAAUAUUUAA
Messenger RNA from Naumovozyma dairenensis CBS 421, 2982 nucleotides. RefSeq names its product ATP-dependent RNA helicase NAM7 (gene NAM7). Gene Ontology annotation, molecular function: ATP hydrolysis activity; ATP binding; zinc ion binding. Gene Ontology annotation, biological process: nuclear-transcribed mRNA catabolic process, nonsense-mediated decay. NCBI's taxonomy places the organism in Eukaryota, Fungi, Ascomycota, Saccharomycetes, Saccharomycetales, Saccharomycetaceae. Gene Ontology annotation, cellular component: cytoplasm. The coding region runs from base 1 to 2982 and encodes 993 amino acids. The transcript has a single exon. The record is from RefSeq and is a predicted model, not a curated record.